UUGCCAAGGAAAAUGGAGCGUGGGCACCGCAAAUCAUCGCUGGGACGGCUAAACAAUCGCUGUCGGAACACGCUUUAUAGCCAAAGGCAUUUAAGUCAGUUUGAAAUUGAUACUCACAUCGAGAGUGUUUGCAGGUUAUUACAUUUUUAGAACAAAAGGUCAAGUUCUGCUAUCAUGUUUGUGGAUCAAAGUUUCCUUUGUUGAUCAAAAGCCUGCGUCCGAUAUUCUUGACACGACUUAGCAGGAAAUAUCAUAUUGGUGUCAGUUAAUUUCCCAAGUUAGACAAUUCAGUGGUGUGUUAAGCCAUAGAGCUUCUUACUGAGUUGAAUCACUGAUCAGGGGAAGAGUAUUUGGAGAUUCACGGAAAAUUAAGCAUGCAGAUGUCAAACAGCACAGUCAUACCGCCUAUUAACCUCAUACAAGAAAAUGGCUAUACUGAGGUGCCAAGAACACCGCUGGUCGUAAUUUUAGCGUUUCUGUCAUUUAGCACUGUCCUCGGGAACUGCGUGAUAUGCUUUGCCAUCUACAAUCAUCCUGCCUUGCGUCAUGUGACCUACUUGUCAAUUUUCAGCCUGGCGAUCGCGGACUCUUUAGCAGGCCUGGUUGCCAUGCCAAGUUACAUCUUGAAAAAGUUUACAUGGGAUGAACCAACGCAGACAAUUGUAUGCGAUAUUUUUCGUUCUUCGUAUUUCCUGACGGGUUACGCUUCCAUUCUAAGUUUAUCAGUCAUCAGCGUGGAGCGCCUUAUCGCAGUGAGAAAUCCGCUGAACCACGUAACUAUUGUCUCACGUCGUCGAGUAGUGCUGGCACUGGUCUUUGCAUGGGUGGACGCCCUUCUGGUUUCGUCGCUUCCUUUCUUCCCAUGGGAACCAAACAAUCCGUAUAGGGAAUGCAGCUACAGUCCGACUCGCUGGUGGAGCAUUAUGGUCAUCAUAUCCAAUGUAAUUACUCCAUUUCUUGUCAUUGUGAUUUGCUACAGUCUCAUGUAUCUAACAGCCCAAUCCCAUGUCAAAAAAAUGUCAAAGAACAGUAGGCAGCUAUCCCACAACAGUAAAAAUUCCGCCAAGAAUCACAAAGAACGCCGAGCUAACAUUACCAUCAUGAUUGUGAUUGGCGUCUUUGUGGUGUGCUGGUUUCCAUCCUGUUUCUAUUAUUUCCUGCAGAAAACCUGUCCGCAAUGCUUCUCUGAAGCAUUCAAAGCCAAACAGAGUCUUGUCAAUGCUUUAGUGAAGGUUCUGACUUUCACUUCGUCCUUUUUGAAUCCCAUAAUUUAUUGCUGGAGAAGUCGCGAGUUUAGAAGCGUAUUUCUGAAAAUUUGCCGCCGAAAGAAGCGCAGCUUUUCUAAUUCAUUUUCCAGUUAUUUUAACAUUCGCAUUUCACGACGGAACAGUAAUGAUCAGACAAGGCCUCGACGUUCUACGGCAGAAGAAGUUGUUAUUAACAAAGAAACUCUAGAAUUACUAGUAAACAGUAAAUCAAGUAGUGUGUAAAACGUUUUACUUAAAAAAAAGUUUUACCUGUUGAUCAC
Pocillopora damicornis (cauliflower coral) is the source of this 1528-nucleotide messenger RNA. RefSeq names its product histamine H2 receptor. Gene Ontology annotation, molecular function: G protein-coupled receptor activity. Gene Ontology annotation, cellular component: membrane. The record is from RefSeq and is a predicted model, not a curated record. NCBI's taxonomy places the organism in Eukaryota, Metazoa, Cnidaria, Anthozoa, Scleractinia, Pocilloporidae. Gene Ontology annotation, biological process: G protein-coupled receptor signaling pathway.